Coffea arabica (coffee) is the source of this 1533-nucleotide messenger RNA. The record is from RefSeq and is a predicted model, not a curated record. Lineage: Eukaryota; Viridiplantae; Streptophyta; Magnoliopsida; Gentianales; Rubiaceae.
AAACUGAUGUGAGGGGGCGGACAUUUCAAAGCUAAUUAAUCAGCCCACACCCAAAAGUGACAAACCGCCCCUCUAAGACCCCCCCUGCUCCCCGCAGUAAAUCCUUCCCAAGCAACCCCCCCCCCCCCUCCCCCCUUCUCUCCGCUUUUUCCCAUCAACAAAAAAAAAAAUUUCUCUAAUUAUAAAUUCCUCUCCACUUUGUAUCCCUCGAAGCCUUGUUGCUGGUAAGCUAUCCAUCUUCUCAGAUAUCUCCGCUUCUUCUCCUGAUGGAGUCCGCCGCUGUUCUCCGCUCCUUCCACUGCAUCACAUCUCCGCUUAAGUCCAUAAUUGAUAAACCUGGUGCGGUUCCCAUGACUACUGUUGGCUUCUCUGGCCUUGCCAAGUGCCAUAUCCAAGGAUUGGCAUACAACGGGAAGCUUAUCUCUUCCACAAGUAAGAUGGGAGGAGUGAUAGUAUCAUGUGUGAAGACUUCUGAAGUCCCUGUGACAGCAAAAUCUGAUGAUUUAGGCAAGUCUAAUGGAGCUGUUAUGUCAGAUAGUUCCCAAAAAGAGUCAGGUCCCAAGAAUUCAAUCCGGAGAGCAACAUUUCCCAAUGGUUUCAAGGCACUUCUCACAGAAGUCUGUGAUGACACUGAAAUUGCAGAGCUGAGAGUUAAGGUUGGGGACUUUGAGAUGCAUUUGAAGCGAAAUAUUCAACCUCCCAUAGCUCCAGCACCUGUUGAGUCUCCUACCGUAGCACCACCUAUUCCAAGUGAACCGAUGAAUCAAUCAGUUCCUCCUCCUGCUCCACCUAAACCUUCUACAGAAAAAAUGAGCCCAUUUACAAAUGUCCCUGCAGAGAAGUCAGCCAAGUUAGCGGCACUAGAGGCUUCAGGGGCUAGUGGCUAUGUUCUAGCAGCAUCUCCAACAGUCGGUUCAUUCCGAAGAGGCAGGACUUUGAAAGGAAAGAGGCAACCUCCUAUCCUGAAAGAGGGAGAUUUGAUCAAAGAAGGACAAACCAUAGGCUAUCUGGAUCAGUUUGGCACUGAACUUCCUGUUAAAUCAGAUGUGGCUGGAGAAGUUCUGAAGAUUCUUUACAAUGAUGGCGAAGCUGUUGGUUAUGGUGAUCCGCUUAUAGCUGUUCUCCCAUCUUUUCAUGGUAUCAAGUAACUUACUGUCAGAAGCACUUUGGCCAAGCACUUUAUGGGGACUGCUGUGGUGGUUGUUUGUUUUCCUAAGUUCAUCAAUUCUUUUAAGUUUUGCUCUCGUCUUGUAAUUUGAGAGCAUAGGCCUAGCUAGUGAAGGUAUCUUGUUACUGUUUAUCAAGUGAGAUGGCAGUAGAACCAGAAAGAACUCAUAAUGUAUUCGGAUUCGGAAGCUGUAUCGAGCUUAAUUUGUUUUUGUAUAUUAGCAUACAUUAGCACAUAUAUUGGACUGUACUUCAGUGGGAAUCAUGCUUUGUACGAAGAGAGAACAAGGAGACCUGAAAAUUUGGGUGUUCUGGUAAUGGCCUGGAGUGAUUUGUGGAUGUGUGAUUGAUUGUUGAGAAUUGCCA